This is a messenger RNA of Lodderomyces pseudojiufengensis, 1098 nucleotides long. It is a transcript of the gene GLE2, whose product is annotated as RNA export factor. Gene Ontology annotation, molecular function: ubiquitin binding; RNA binding. The transcript has a single exon. The record is from RefSeq and is a predicted model, not a curated record. Gene Ontology annotation, cellular component: nuclear pore. The coding region runs from base 1 to 1098 and encodes 365 amino acids. Lineage: Eukaryota; Fungi; Ascomycota; Pichiomycetes; Serinales; Debaryomycetaceae. Gene Ontology annotation, biological process: transcription-dependent tethering of RNA polymerase II gene DNA at nuclear periphery; RNA export from nucleus.
AUGUCGUUUCUUGGCAACACCUCGUCCACAUCAAAUACGUCUAGUGCGGCCACGGGACAAGAAUUACUUAAUGACAUCACAAUAAAUAACCCACCAGAAGACUCAAUUGAAGAUUUAUCCUUCUCACCACAACAAGAUCUACUUGCUGUUGCAAGUUGGGAUAAAAAAGUCAGAAUAUAUGAAAUAGAUCCAAAUACAGGUAACAAUCAAGGUAAAGCCUUAUACGAACACAAUGCACCGGUUUUCUCAUCUCGAUGGUCCUUAGAUGGAACCAAAGUAAUAUCAGGAGGAGCAGAUAAUCAAGUCAAAAUAUUUGAUCUUGCAUCACAACAACAACAACAAAUAGGACAACAUGAUGCUCCGGUAAGAUCAGUACGAUACGUAGAAUGUGGUCCUACUAAUACUCCCGUAGUGGCUAGUGGAUCAUGGGAUAAAACUUUAAAAUAUUGGGAUAUGAGAACACCAAAUCCUGUUAGUACAAUCAAUUUACCAGAAAGAUGUUAUAGUAUGGAUGCAUCACAAAAAUUAUUAGUUGUUGGAUGUGCAGAUAGACAUAUAAGUAUAAUUGAUUUAAAUAAUCCACAACAAAUUUUCAAAACUAGUCAAUCACCAUUAAAAUGGCAAACAAGAGUCAUAUCAUGUUAUCCACAAGCAAAUGGAUUUGCAAUUGGAUCAAUUGAAGGAAGAUGUGCAAUACAAUAUAUAACGGAAUCUGAACAAAAAAAAUUUGGAUUUUCAUUUAAAUGUCAUAGAAAAUCAGGACCAACUACAAAUUCAAGAACUUCAAGUGCAGGUGAAUCUCAAGCUUAUCCAGUUAAUGCAAUUUCUUUUCAUCCAAUUUUUGGUACUUUUAGUACAGCUGGAUCUGAUGGAACUUUUUGUUUUUGGGAUAAAGAUGCAAAACAAAGAUUAAAAUCAUUUCCAGAAUUACCAGGUACUAUAUCAGCUACAGCUUUUAAUAAAAAUGGAUCAAUAUUUGCUUAUGCUGUUAGUUAUGAUUGGUCAUUGGGUUAUAUGGGUAAUAGACCUGAUUAUCCAAAUUUUAUAAAACUUCAUGCUAUAAAGGAAGCCGAAAUAAAGCAAAAGAACAAGAGAUAA